This is a messenger RNA of Naumovozyma dairenensis CBS 421, 708 nucleotides long. RefSeq names its product N-terminal protein methyltransferase (gene TAE1). Gene Ontology annotation, biological process: N-terminal protein amino acid methylation. Lineage: Eukaryota; Fungi; Ascomycota; Saccharomycetes; Saccharomycetales; Saccharomycetaceae. The record is from RefSeq and is a predicted model, not a curated record. The transcript has a single exon. Gene Ontology annotation, cellular component: cytoplasm. Bases 1 to 708 code for a protein of 235 amino acids. Gene Ontology annotation, molecular function: N-terminal protein N-methyltransferase activity.
AUGUCUGCUAAUAACAACAAACCAGAUUCUCAUAUUGAUUACGAGGACGCGAUAGAUUACUGGACCAAUACACCAGCAACAGUGGAUGGUGUUCUCGGAGGUUACGGUGAGGGAACCACAGUUCCCACAAUGGAUGUACUUGGUUCCAACCAUUUCCUACGUAAGUUAAAAUCAAGAAUGAUUCCAGAAGAAAAUUAUAGGAAAUAUGGUGCUGAUAUUGGUGCUGGGAUUGGACGUGUCACCAAGACAAUGCUGCAUAAACAUUGUGCUGUCAUUGAUUUGGUGGAACCAGUAGAUCCAUUUUGUAAACAAAUAAAGGAAGAAGUGAAGGAACUUUCCAAACAAGGGAAAAUCGGACAAAUAUAUCAAGUGGGCAUGCAAGAUUGGACUCCUGAAGAGGGGAAAUAUUGGUUGAUUUGGUGUCAAUGGUGUGUGGGACAUUUACCUGAUGAAGAACUGGUCAAGUUUUUCCAAAGAUGUGUGAAGGGUUUACAACCAAAUGGUACUAUAAUUGUCAAGGAAAAUAACACUCCAUCAAACCAAGAUGAUUUCGAUCCGGAAGAUUCUUCUGUGACAAGAUCUGACAAGAAGUUUAAGGAAUUGUUUGAAAAAAGUGGAUUAAAAUUAAUUGCGACUGACAGACAAAAGGGCUUACCUGAAGAACUAUACCCAGUGAGGAUGUAUGCUUUGAAACCGAAGACGGUAUGA